Trichomonas vaginalis G3 is the source of this 1087-nucleotide messenger RNA. RefSeq names its product kinase-related family. The transcript has a single exon. Lineage: Eukaryota; Parabasalia; Trichomonadida; Trichomonadidae. The annotation marks the transcript as partial. The record is from RefSeq and is a predicted model, not a curated record.
AUGAAAAGCGCAGAAUAUAUAAAAGCUAAUAAUGACUGGUUAGAUGCCCAAGCCAACGCCAAAGCAGCCCAACUUAUAGGGUCAAUAAGGACAAAAAUACAAGCGGAUGAAGACAGUUCAAAUGAAGCUUUAAUGAAUGCUGACUUUAAGAACGCCUUCGAAGCUCUUCAUAGUAAGGUGAAACUAGUGAACGACUUCUCAUCUGGAAAGAAACUGAAGUCUGAAGGUUUCGACAAAGAGUUAAGAGAAGUAGCACAAAAUAUGACGAAAAUAACAGAUGCAGCAACGAGACAGGCAGUUCAAAGUGCCUAUGACGCCGUUAGAGCAACUGUUGUGGAAAGUCAAGAAAAAGAGUUACAACAGACCAAAACAGACCUAGUAAAUGCUUUCUUAAAAACGAAAAGUCAGGUAGGACAUUAUGCUGCAGAUGGAACAUAUGUGCCAGCUGGUGGAACUUAUAUACCAGCUGGUGGAACUUAUAUACUAGCUAGUGGAACUUAUAUACCACCAAACCCUCCAAGAGAAGCACCUGCACCAGGACUACCUAAAACAUUUACAUCGUCACAUGGACACAGACACAGGCAUGCACCAAAACCAACACAACAACCAACAGUUCAAAAUCCAGCACAACAACCAACAGUUCAAAACACUGCACCACAACCAACAGUUCAAAACACUGCACCACAACCAACAGUUCAAAACACUGCACCACAACCAACAGUUCAAAACACUGCACCACAACCAACAGUUCAAAACACUGCACCACAACCAACAGUUCAAAACCCUGCACAACAACAACCACAAACAGAGCAAGGACAUAAAAGAAGUAGAGAACAAGGAAACCAAGAAUUCUUAAAAAUGCUUAAGGAAAAUUAUGGUUACCCAGAUACUCUUGACUUUAGUGACAGAUAUAAAGAAGCUAUUAGAAAGUUCAAGGAAGGAAAUACUGACCCGAACCUAUUUAGCUUUAUGGUUCAGCACCAAAUGGGAUAUAAUUUCAAACCUGGAAAAUACAAGCUCGCUAAGGGAUAUGAUUUAAUAGCAUAUCAUCCAAAUGACAUGAUGAAUUUACUCCGAGAUAUUUGGU